AUGUUUCAGGAAGAGAAAGCGAUCCUUCGAAGUACAGAGCGUGGCCCUCACAAGAUGCCGAGUCUCAACUUUGACUCGUUAGAUGGGAAAUUGGACGAGAAAAUGAAAACUUUUAAUCUCGAAGAAAAAGGCACAAAAAAAUAUUCAGCUGUUGAGUCGCAAGAAAUGCCGAAAGAACCCUCACCGCCACUGUCAACACUGUCAACACAGCCUGUUAAUAAAAAGUUUGAGAGCUUCCAAAAAGUGAAUCAAACGUCGUCAACGCAGAGUUUAAAUCUUCAUCUAGGAAAAAAAGCGGAAAUCGCUGGCGAAGAGGUCUACCGGAGUAAUUCGGAGGAAAAAGUGGGUAUGGGCCUUUACGAGACAGCAAAUAUCCUUUGCAACUUAGUUGAUAUCUCGCAUGAUUCGAUGCUUAAACGAUCACCAAACAUCAACGGACCAAAAGGAAAAAAAAUGGUACGCCAACGGACACAAGGAGAGAUGGAAAAAAGACCCUCACAAACGGGUCCUUUCUCUUCAAUCAAAGAGUCAACCGAGCAGCGCAAGAAAAUACGCGAAGAGGACAGUGAG
This is a messenger RNA of Mesorhabditis belari, 570 nucleotides long. NCBI's taxonomy places the organism in Eukaryota, Metazoa, Nematoda, Chromadorea, Rhabditida, Rhabditidae. The record is from the annotation of a GenBank genome assembly.